CAUCGACAGCACGAGAUGGCGGCCAUCUUGGCUAAGGGCAGCUCCGGCUUCAGUCCUUGUGAAAGGCAUGGAAUGAGGUGACCAUUUUGUCUAAGGGCACCAAUUCACGGGAGAGGCGUCGCUUACAAGCCCCCGCCAAUUACCGCGAGAGUUGGUGGCCGGCCUCAUGCGGGGGGGGGGAGGGGGUAGGUGUCGGUGAGUCUGGUCGCGCUGCUCCCGCCCCCCCCCCACCCCCCCGCUUGCGCCGCGGGACUUCGGGGCAGCUGCUGAGCCUGUCCCGGCGGCACCUCCAGCUACAGCCGGACCCGCCAGGCCCGGAGCAUGGGGAAGAUCGGGCUGCAGCUGAAGGCUACUCUGGAAAAUAUUACAAACCUCAGACCGGUGGGGGAGGAUUUUCGCUGGUACCUGAAGAUGAAAUGUGGGAACUGCGGUGAGAUUUCUGAAAAAUGGCAAUACCUGCGAUUAAUGGACAGUGUUCCUCUUAAGGGAGGCAGAGGGAGUGCCACUAUGGUGCAGAAAUGCAAGCUGUGCUCCAGAGAGAAUUCCAUUGAUAUCUUAAGAGACACAAUGAAGCCUUAUAAUGCUGAAGACAGUGAGAAGUUUAAGACAGUAGUGGAGUUUGAGUGCCGAGGUCUUGAGCCAGUUGACUUUCAACCACAGGCUGGGUUUGCUGCUGAAGGUGCAGAGUCUGGCACACCUUUUAGUGAAAUAAACUUGCUGGAAAAGGACUGGAAUGACUAUGAUGAAAAAGUAAAGGAGUCUGUUGGAAUUUAUGAAGUUACCCAUAAGUUUCUAAAAUGCUAAAACUGCUUUUAAUAAAAUCUUGACACCUUGGCCAAGUAAUGGACUGUAGCUAUUACAGAAGUUCCUCCAGAGUGACUUUCUGCAUGGCUGUACUUCAAAAAUCAAAUGUUAUAUCAGCCGAGUUGUACUUGCUGUCCCAAGAUGGACUAAUAAAGUCAUUUUCCACCAGUCUGA
This is a messenger RNA of Dermochelys coriacea (leatherback sea turtle), 978 nucleotides long. It is a transcript of the gene CZIB, whose product is annotated as CXXC motif containing zinc binding protein. NCBI's taxonomy places the organism in Eukaryota, Metazoa, Chordata, Testudines, Dermochelyidae. The coding region runs from base 322 to 804 and encodes 160 amino acids. Gene Ontology annotation, molecular function: zinc ion binding. The record is from RefSeq and is a predicted model, not a curated record. The transcript is spliced from 8 exons.